Molecule: messenger RNA, 5055 nt
Organism: Sceloporus undulatus (fence lizard)
Lineage: Eukaryota; Metazoa; Chordata; Lepidosauria; Squamata; Phrynosomatidae
Product: E3 SUMO-protein ligase ZBED1-like
Exons: 5
Coding region: 900-3461 (853 amino acids)
Molecular function (GO): protein dimerization activity; DNA binding
Source: RefSeq, a predicted model, not a curated record
GGUGCCCAGAACUGGACACAAUACUCCAGGUGGACCUGACCAGAGCAGAAUAGAGUGGCACUAUUACUUCCCUUGAUCUAGACACUAUACUUUUAUUGAUGCAGCAGCUUGAUCUGUUCUUGUGCCCACUUGUUUGACUUCUUCGCUGUCUACGGUAUCCUCAGCACUCUUCUCCAGCACCACAUUUCAAAUGAAUUGAUUUUCUUCCUAUCUCCUUUCUUAACUGUCCAGCUCUCGCAUCUAUACAUGGUAAUAGGGAAUACAAUGGUUUGUACAAUUCUAACUUUAGUGCUCAAUUAUAUAUCUUUACAUUUUAGGAUCUUUUCCAGUUCUUUCAUAGCUGCCCUCGUCAUUAUUGACUAGAGGAGAGUAUUCCAUCUUGUCCUGUAUCCCAGGUUGCAAACUCUUGGACCAGAUCUUGUCAGAAGGAGGAAUGUGGAGGGGAGGAGGAAAACUGUAACUAGUUGGAGAAGAUAAGGGAAUUGUAGUUAAAAAUGAGUGGAAAGAGGAAGGUCAGAGUUUGACAUGAAUAUCCUCUUUGAUCCAGCAGGAGACUCUUUGCUUCAGAGUACUGUACUGUAGUUGGGUGAAGAUAUCAUAUGAGGUGGGUGAAGCUCUUUUUCUUUAAAUGGGAGAGGCUGAUUUGUUAAAGAUGUGAGAGGAAGGAGAACUCCUGGUACCAUAUUGUGCCAUUUUUUUCUGGAAAGCUACAUAGAGCUGGGCAAUGUUACUUAUUGACUACAGAAUCUAGAAUCCCCUCAAAGAUUGUGGGAUCUGCAGUCCAAAAAAGUUUUUUUUUUUCAACUUGUGAAGAUACAAAGUGGAAAGGGAAAUGGGGAAUCUACUCUUGUCUCAAAUAAUUCCUGUCUAUUGCUUUGCAGGCUCCCCAGUCCUCCACCAUGCAAGUAGCUGAGGAUGCCUGUACCCAUUUGGAAGAUGAGUUGCUCUUCUGUGAAGAUUGCCGCUUUUAUUUCCGGGAUUCCUGCCCACAACAUGGACCCCCUACUUUUGUGGCUGACUCCACUGUUCCAGAAAGCACUCCAUCACGAGCACUGCUCUCUCUGCCUGAGGGACUUGUGGUCAAGGAGCGCCCUCAAGGAGGCUUUGGUGUCUGGAGCACUCUUCCAGCCUUGCCUCGUGGCUGCAUCUUUGGGCCCUAUGAAGGUGAAGUGGUCCGGGAACAUGGCAACUGCACCCGUUAUUCCUGGGCGGUGCGAAAAAAUGACUCCUAUUUCUUUAUUGAUGCAUCUGAUGAUUCCAGAUCCAGCUGGAUGAGAUACGUGGCAUGUGCCUCCACCGAAGAUGAGCAGAACCUGACUGUUUUCCAGUACCGAGGCUACAUCUACUACAGGGUCUGCCAAACCAUACCUGUUGACACAGAGCUGCUUGUGUGGAUAGGAGAGGAGUAUGCCCGCACCCUGGGAUUACAUUUGGGUGAGCACUUUAAAUAUGAGUUUGGUGAGAAGGAGUUGCUGAUGAAACUUUUCCAUGACCUCCUUCUGAAGACCCCAUCCUCACCCCCUGCUCCUCAUGCUCCUUCCUCACGGACCCAGUACUUGUGUGGGGAUGCCACUGCCUCAGCACUCCUGCCCCUCCACAAGCCAGGCCUUCCACCACCAGAAGGAAGCACUUUCCCCCUGCUGGAAGGGACACAGAACCUUGUGGGGUUGGGAAGAGCCCAAAGCCGCUACUGGACUUUUUUUGGCUUCCAGGGGGAUGCUUAUGGCCGCAUCCUGGACAAGAGCAAGAUCAUCUGCAAGCUGUGUGGGGUCCGGCUGAGUUACAGCGGCAACACCACCAACUUGCGCCAGCACCUCAUUUACAAGCACCGUUGUGAAUAUAACCAGCUGGUGGGGACUCAGACCACUACCCUUGACAGAGGGGGGAUGGGGAUGGGUGAGUUUGGACCUUCCCGUCCUCCUGCACCUGGAAGGACCACACAGGCAGUGGCUGGAUUCAUUGUGUUGGACCUCAUGCCCGUGGAGGUGGUAGAAGGAGAAGGGUUUGGACAGAUGCUAGGAGUCCUGGAUCCCAGCUACAAACCCCCGGAUGCUGCCUCCUUGGCGCAUACUGUGCUGAAGGACAUGUACACUCAUGUGAAGGGGAAAGUCUGGGAGCUGGUGCGGGCCCUACCCCAGUGUUCCCUCAGCUUGGACGUAUGGUGCCACAGUAGCAGCCUCACCUACCUCACGCUCACAGUGCACUAUGUGGACAACUGCUUUGAACCUCGCACAUGUGUCCUCUCCAGCCGCCCCAUCCCUGAGGAGCCCAGUGCUGAAAGCCUGGCUGAAGCCCUGGCUGAGGCAAGCAAGGAGUGGGGGCUGCGUGACAGCACCUCAUACACAGUGGGGGGCCUCAGAGGAGCUGACACCCAGAAAGCUGCAGCAGCACUUGGCUGGACAGCUGUGCCUUGCAUCGGUCAGGCCCUGCGAGCAGCAAUGGAAGCUGUGCUGAGCCAGCCAGCAGUACAAAGGGCCUUGGAACGGCUCCACCGCUUGGCCUCCUGGGUGCUGGCUGGGGCAGGGCGAUCUGAAAAACUGAGGACCCAGGAACCACUCCUUCAAGCUCACCUCAGCCGCUUCCUGCAGGAUGGGGGCAAAUGGCACAGUGUCUAUGCAGUUCUGCAGGGCCUGCUGGAGCACAGUGAGACUCUGGCGGGACUUGGCCCAGAUGAGGAGGCGACUUUGCAUCCCCAGGACUGGGCUGCCCUUCAGGAUACAGUCAAAGUCCUCAAACCAAUGUCAGUUGCUACCUCAACGUUUACCAAAGAGCCUUUCUCCAGCCUGUCCCUUGUCAAGCCUGUGCUAACCAGCCUCCUUUACAAGCACCUGGUAUCCAGCGAGUGGGAUUCAACCCUGGCCCUGGAUGCCAAAGCAGCAGCCCAGAAGGAGCUGAACCAACAGUUCUCUAAUUCAGAUGUCAACCAGGCCCUCAACCUCGUCUGUGCUUUGGAUCCCCGCUUCCGUGGCCUUGACUUCCUGAGCCAUGUUGACAGGGUGGAAACCCUGCACUUGCUCAAGACAGAAGCAUCACGCUUGGCUGAGACAUCCUCAGCUUUGACCUCUGCCCUGCCCGAUACAACCUCUUCCUCCCCUCCUGCAAAGCUGCCAAAACAAGAUACCGGCAUUGAGUUCCUACUGGGAGACCUGUGCAGCGUGCACAGUGCCUCGGGCGUCAGUUCUGCGCAUCAGCAGGCAGAACAAGAGACAGCCAGCUUCCAAACCAGCAAGGCCUCUGCCCUUGGCCAGGAACCUUUGCAGUGGUGGAAAAUGCACCACACGCAGUACCCAGUACUGGCUCAGGCAGCCCGCAAGCUGCUUGGUGUUCCUGCCACCUCAGUCCCUGCUGGCUGGCUCUUCAGCAAUGCUGGUGACACCAUCUGUUCAAAGCGACGAGCCCUGACACCGGAACAUGUGGACAUGUUGGUCUUCCUCCAUGGCAACCGAGCCAUGCUGUAUUAGGACUUGCCAAAGAGAAUGGGUCAGGUGUGCAAGGCCUUUGGGCAUCUGCCAAGGGAAUCUUAGCCACUUCCCCCACCCUAACGCACACACAAGAAGAGAAUGUACCUUCUGACAAAUAUACAGAGCUUAGGGGAGUGGGGGGGGGGAACUACAAGAAGAAGUCCUGCAGCCAGCAUGAUCAGCAGAUUCUGGGAAUUAUCGUGCAAAAAUGUAACUUUUCAAAUUAUUGACUCUGAGGGAGAGGUGUGCUCUGUGUUUUGGGUAGAGUCUCACCCUCCAAGGGGUGAGGAUAAGAGCCAUUUCCUUAAGCCAAAAUAGCCUGGACAGAAAAGAUGAUGCUUCAUCAGUUAGUAGUCAUUUUGGAAAAGAGGAAUGGUCCAUUUUCCACACAGAGGGGGAGGCUAAGGAGCUUGUGAAUGGGGUGGGUGGCUUGAAGUGCAGGAAUAUUCCAUGUGUGCAGGAGGAUGGGUAUGGGUAUGAAAGAGAGGGUUAUUAUAUGCAUAGAGUGUGUGUGUUACAGUCAUCCUUUGCUUCUCCAGUUUAAAAGUGUUGGUACAUUGCAAAGGACAGGAAUGGUUCUUGAAAGGGAAGGAAGAAGAGAGCAUUUGAGGACAGGAAUGGUCCAUGGACCAGGUUGGGGAGGGCAUGGAGGAAUAUUCUAUGGCUGGAAUAUUCCAUGUGUGUGAGUGGAUAGGUGGAGCUCUGACUACAUGGGAAGGGUGGGAGCCUGGAGACAGACAGAAAACUAUAUAGGAAUUGAAGCAGCAGCAAAAGAGGGGCGGGAGAACCACUGAAGGCAGAGCUAGCUCAUCUACAAGGGAGGAAAAAACAGCAUGGAAUAUUCAAAGUGAUCUGGAUUAUAAUUAGUCAAUGCAUUACAGAUUGGAGAGAUGGGGGACAGUCAUGGUAGAUAUUAAUAUCCCUCAUCCCCCCCCUCCUAAAAAAUUAUCAUAGAUAAGUGUUAUCUUUGGUUAAGAAGAAGGGUACUGAUUGUUCAACAUUGCAAGUACCUUUUGGGAAGGGAUUUAGGCAGAAGACACAGAGAUCAUACCUUUCUUUUCCUUUUGGAGUAGGGGCUGGUGUGGGAGAAAAUAGCAGCCCCUUCCCCACAGCUUCUCCCUAUCAAUGCUGUGAAUAUCUUUCUUCUUUUCUCUUCCCCUACCCUGCCCAAAAAGCAUCCAAGAAACCAUUCAGAUGAAAGAAACUGUGACAUCAGGAACCAUUGCUCCUGUUGGGAAUCUCAGGCUAUCCUUAUUCCAACCUUCUGGGGCAGUAAAGUGACAGUAAGCCAAAGAAAGUAUUAGCCAUUUCUUUACUGCUUGUUCUCUGUAUUCCUUUCCCCAGAGUUUCCCUUCCUUUUUCCACCCUCUUUUUGCAUGCCACUGAAAAAUUAAAACCUAUCAAGCAAAAGACGAAGGAACAGAGCUGUUCCCAAUAUUAUCAUCUACAUCUUGGGGGGGGGUGUUUCCCAGGAAUCUUUGACCCCAUCAUUCCAAGCUGGAGCAGGUUUUGUUUGGGAUUUGUUUUGGUUUAAAAAAAAACAACCCAAAACCAGUGCUUCAACAAAUAAAUAAAAGAUGCUUUGUUUUAGAAA